This is a messenger RNA of Cyprinus carpio (common carp), 5389 nucleotides long. RefSeq names its product protein phosphatase 1 regulatory subunit 29-like (gene elfn2a). Lineage: Eukaryota; Metazoa; Chordata; Actinopteri; Cypriniformes; Cyprinidae. The transcript is spliced from 4 exons. Gene Ontology annotation, cellular component: plasma membrane. Gene Ontology annotation, molecular function: protein binding. The record is from RefSeq and is a predicted model, not a curated record. The coding region runs from base 792 to 3587 and encodes 931 amino acids.
CCAGCUCAGUCCGUAUCUCCGUCGGUCUGAGUCCUCAGCGCUGGCAAGGGAUAACAAACUGCUUUUCCGCAGCAAUACGUGGUCAACGGAACAGCCCACAGAGUGGACAUUCACAGAAGAUUUGGGUGUUUUGAAGGCAGGGUCUUCCCUGGUUGGUUGUGAAGAUCUAAGUAAACAAAGCUUGUUACUGUGGCAUAACUGGCCUUUGGAUCUGAAAAGUGGCAGCAGAGUCCUAUUGAAACAAGAAGCCUCCAGAACCAUCCAAAAUAUCCUAUAAAGAUGGAAUUCAAAUUAAAACCUUGAAUGCUGAUUUAUUAGAGUGAAAAGUGAAAGAGCGGUUCUUGGGAGGGUAGGUGGCUGGAGCUGUGCCAGUCACGACUGGAAGGAGGAGAGAGUGAGCGAUAGAUAAGACGAGGAAGGAAAGAGCAAGGCUCCUUACAUUGCACUCCUUCCACUCUGCUGAUGCAUAGAAAAUGAUCCAAAGACUGACAGAUUGAAAGCAUUGCUCAGCGAUUCAAAAGGAGAGGAGUCAAGAAAUUAAAGACUAUGAGUUACAGCUGUGGCAAGCGACACUAUAAACCUAUAACACGGACCACGUAAAAUGGGGACUAUGUUUGGCAUUAUGGUCCCUGAACAGCUGUGACUGCCCUCAAGACACUUUUCCCCCCCAGAACCUGUGUCUUUGUAAUCCUAUUGGCCAUCCAUCUCCUGUGAUCAUUUUUCUUAUUUUGAGCCCUAACUUCUUUCAUUUCCCACCUUGAUCAAAACAAAUCCUGUUUUUUUGCUCAGAAAUGGCCUGCAGAUUCAGCUUAUCUUGUGCUUUUCCACCCUGCGUUCUCAUCCUCUUUCUCCCUAUUUUUCUCCUCCUCCAUGCACCUUCUUUUGUCCGGGGUGACUGCUGGCUAAUUGAGGGGGAUAAAGGCUAUGUGUGGCUGGCAAUCUGCAGUCAGAACCAGCCUCCAUAUGAGACAAUCCCACAGCAUAUUAACAACACCGUCCAUGACUUACGGCUGAAUGAGAACAAGCUCAAAGCUAUUUUUUUCAGCUCCCUCAACCGCUUCACCAACCUUACUGACCUCAACCUUACCAAGAACGAAAUCUCCUACAUUGAGGAUGGUGCCUUCGCAGGACAGGCCAAUCUACAGGUCUUACAGUUGGGAUAUAACAAGCUAACCAACCUCACUGAGGGGAUGCUGCGAGGGUUGGGUCGAAUGCAGUGCCUGUAUCUGCAGCAUAACCUUAUUGAGGUAAUUGCAACCAAUGCCUUCUGGGAGUGCCCAAGCCUUAGCAGUCUUGAUCUUUCCUCUAAUAAAAUAACAAGGCUGGAUUCCUCCACCUUCACUGUUUUGGGUGGACGGCUAAUAGUGUGUGAACUGGCUGGAAAUCCUUUCCAUUGUGGCUGUGAGUUGAAUGGCUUCCUUAUCUGGCUAGAGGCAUUUGACAACGUCACUCACACCUAUGACAGGCUCCAGUGUGAGACUCCAAAAGAACUUUUUGGCUACCCUCUCCUGAGUCCUAGAGGUAAUCAUGGAAGAAAUGCCCGUUCUAUCCUGUCAUCCAUGUGUGAAGGUGGAGUGAUUGUUGGUGGCAUAACAGCCCUGCCUCCUGACUUAGACUCUUCUGGGAUGGGGAUAGAUAUUUAUGAUCAGAUGGGACCUUAUCACCAGCCCACAGCUUCAUCAACCACAGACCCAACAUACAGCCCCACCAUUAAGUUACAAACAGUCUCCCUCUCCUCUGCAUCCCUCUUGGUUCAAAUACCCAAACCCUACAGUAAGAUGUAUAUUCUAGUGCAGUAUAACCACACCUUUGUGUCAGAGGUCAUGAACUUAAGGAACAAGAAAGAGAUUAUCAGACUAAACAACCUAAAGCCCCACACAAAUUACACCUUUUGUGUUGCCUCCAUUCGCAAUUCCCAGCGGUACAAUCACACUUGUCUGUAUUUUGCAACUCGGGCUCUUGGAUCUGAUGACUUGCGAGCAACCCCUUCUACCACCACCCAUUACAUUAUGACCAUUCUAGGCUGCCUGUUUGGGAUGGUCAUUGUGUUGGGCUUGGUGUACUACUGCUUACGUAGGCGUCGAAUGCAGGAGGAAAAGGAAAAGUCUAUUAGUGUUAAGAAAACUAUCUUAGAGAUGCGCUAUGGGCCAGAAGCAGCUGCUGCAGCAGCCAAGGAUCCUACGGCCUUGCAGAAACUCCAUGACCAGUCUCAUCAUCAACACCACCAUGGCAAGUUGUCACAGUCAGCAUCCUCCAGCUUGGGCAUCCUUCAUAGUUCAGCCAACACCACCUCUUCUCGACUUUCUUCCCUUCCACAAGUGGAGAAGAUGGCUACAGCUUUCUCAGAAGCCAUGGCUGCCAAUAAGGGCAACUACAUGGAUGUAAGAAUGUCAGCAGGAGGAGAGGAGCGAGUAAGAGAUGGAGUUGUAACAAGGUGUGGGGAUGAAAUCACAAGGGAUGAAAAUGGGUUUAAUGGAGGAGAUGAAUCUGAUGACGAUGGCCGAGAUUCAACAUCAGAGAUCUCCACCAUUGCCAAGGAGGUGGACAAGGUAAAUCAGAUUAUCAAUAACUGCAUUGAUGCGCUCAAACUAGACUCUGUAGCUGUUGUGGCAGCAGCUGCGGCCACUGCAACUACAGCGGAUAACACUGCCUCUCCACCAACUCCUAGUGUCCCUUCCUUAGCCAGGGGGCUAAUUCCACUUUCCCCUACCAUCACAGAGUCAUGCCAGAUCAUGUCGUCCCCUAAAAUCCGUCCUCCACCCCCUGUUCCUCUUGUUUUGCCCCUUUCUGAACGGCCUGGCAUCAGCGGAGGUGGGUUUCUCUCUCCUCCCUACAGGGACCCACCCCCAGCUACAGCAUCACGGCCAUUGCAGAGACAACUCAGUGCAGAUGCUUCAGUUGUUCCUAUAAACUCUGUUAAAAAUCGCUGCAGCGUUUCUUCCGGUGGCUCUGUCAAAAGUGCUCGGGUCUUCAGUGUGGACGUCCCUGACCCUCGAAGCACAGAGCCAUGCAAGUAUCCUGAGAAAGGCAGCCCUGUUCGGUGCGGGGAACCACUGGAGAGGCUGCCCUUAAUAGGGGUUCAGGGAGUCAGUAAUGGCAGAGGAGAUGGUGGCAGCGGGGGUGGAGGGGGAGCCGGUGGUGGCAGUGGUGGUUCGGGUGGGUGUGGUGUUGUGGUUGGAGGUGGGGGCAGCACAGCUCAGCAGCACCACUUGGAGGUGCACCCAGACUACCACUGCUCAGAGCACCGACACUCCUUCCCCGCCCUCUACUAUGAGGGUGCCACUGACUCCCCUGCCCAGAAAGUCUCCUUUUUAAAGCCUCUCACUCGCACCAAGAAGGACACUGCCUAUUCACAGCUUUCUCCCCGCCACCAUAAUUACUCAGGGUAUUCCUCUAGCCCUGAGUACUCCUCUGAGAGCACGCUUAAAAUCUGGGAGCGCUUCCGACCAUACAAGAAAAGCCCCCGUGAGGAGGCCUACAUAGCCGCUGGCCAUGCUCUUCGAAAGAAAGUGCAGUUUGCAAAGGAUGAGGAUCUCCAUGACAUUCUGGACUACUGGAAGGGGGUGUCAGCACAGCAGAAACUGUGAUUCUUGUGAGAGACAUGACAGCAGGAGGAGAGGUUGUGAAGAAUAGAACCGAUGACUUUUGAGACUCCAUCAAGCAGGUGCUUUGGUCCCUAUAGGCCACCACAGAGACAAGUGUUCUGAAAGAGACAGAAUUAAGCAGGUGUUUGUUUGUUUGUUUGUUUGUUUGUUUUAUUUGACAAAAUUUAAAACAUAAUACAAAAAAUUCCACAAAGACUAAUUCAUACACAUUUCAAAAUUGUCAAGGAUAAAAUACACAAAAAAGCAUUUGGCUUAUUUCCAUUGUGGUCCUCUGUAUUUAAAGAAAAAAUGGACAGACAAAUCAUAAAUGGAAUGCUAUCCACAUCAAGUUCAGAAACUCACCACACAAACUUCAAAACAUCAAUGAUAAAACAACCAUUUUUUAACUUCCCUUCUAAAAUUACUAUCAACUUGUAUCUCUUGAAUACAUCAAGGUAAUUUAUUCCAAGCAACCGAGCUAGUAUAAAAAAAGUAAUAAUAAUUUUUUUCCCAUUUCACUCUUAAACCUACAAGGAUUUAUAUCAUUACUACUCACCCUUGUAGAAUGACAGUGAACCUCUCUUACAAAUACAUAAUAUUCCAACAGAUACUUUGGAACCAUUUUCUUUAAUAUCUUAAACACCAUCACCAAAUGUUUUUUUUUUUUAAAGUUACCCUUUUUUCGACUUAAAAAAACAAAACAAAUUACCUAUAAUUUUCAUCUCACAAAUGCAUCAGUGGAUGUACUUUCAAAAUAACCCUGCACAACUUAUUUUGAGCAGUCUGCAAUUUAUUUUUUAAUUUCUUUGAAAUACCGCUAUACCAAAAAACUGCAGCAUAAUCAAAGUUUGACUGCACUAAUGCACCAGCCAACAUUUUUAAUAUUUCAGUAUCUAAGAAAGCCGCCUGUCUUGCUAAAAAUUUUAUUUGAUUACAAAUUUUUGAAUGAGCUAAAGCAGCCAUCUUUUCUCCUAUCAAAUUACUGUCCAAACCACAACCGAAAUAUUUUACUUCUCGUUUAGGUGUAAUAAUUUGAUCUCCAAACUUUACCUCUAAUCUAAAGCAUUUUUUUCAAUUUAGCAGCUGAGCCAAAUAAUAAAUGUAAGUUUUCCCCAAAUGUAAAGAUCGUUUAUUAUGGCAAAACCAUUUGGAGACCUCUUCAGACUCUCUACUUAAUACACUUGUAAUAUUUUCCUUCCUCUCAUGAAACACAAUUAUUGCUGCAUCAUCUGCAUAUUAUAAAAAUUUAUUUGAACGGACUAUUUUUAAAUCAUUAAUAUAUAAUAUUAAAAGGUAAAGGACAUAAUACACUCCCUUGCAGUACCCCAUAUGAAAUGGUCAGACAAUCAGUACCAUCCCACUUAACUUCCCUUUAUCAAUUUCUUUCCUUAUAUAAUCCAUUAAAUAUAAAUUGUUGUCUCAGUGGAGUGUUUCCUCCUCAAACCAGAUUGAAACUCAUACAAUAUAUUAUGUUUUAGAAGAUAGUCUUCAGUCUGCUUAAAAAUAAUCUUUUCCAUCACUUUUGAUAAUGCACUCAAAAUUGACACCAGCCUAUAAUUAUUACACUCAAACCUACUAUCUUUCUUUAAAAGGGGAAUAACUCUUGCUUGCUUUAACUCAUCAGGAACCGUACCUUGACAAAUUGAAAGAUUUAUAAUAUGGGUAACCACUGGAGUAAAAAAGUUGUCUGAAUUCUUAAGAAACUUCACCGAAAUAUUAUCUAACCCUGUUGCUUUACUACUUUUAAAGGGAUACUCCACCCCAAAAUGAAAAUUUUGUCAUUAAUAACCUACCCACAUGCUGUU